Messenger RNA from Candoia aspera, 597 nucleotides. It is a transcript of the gene DYDC1, whose product is annotated as DPY30 domain containing 1. Gene Ontology annotation, cellular component: Set1C/COMPASS complex. The record is from RefSeq and is a predicted model, not a curated record. Lineage: Eukaryota; Metazoa; Chordata; Lepidosauria; Squamata; Candoiidae. The transcript is spliced from 5 exons.
AUGGAGAGUGCCUACCUCAGAAAAUCCCUGGGCCCUUGCUUAGCGGAAGGCCUUGCUGAAAUUGCGGAACAUCGACCAUCAGAUCCCAUACUGUACCUGGCCCACUGGAUUUACAAAUAUAAAAAGAAUAUGAUUGAAGAACUGCAGAGGAAAUUGGACAGGGAAGAACUGGAGCGAGAGCGGGAGGAGGCUCAAAAAGAAGUGGAAAUGUUAGAAAAAAUGAAAGAAGAAGAACUUUUGAUUCAACAAAAGCUGGAAGGAGAGAGACAGGCCCAGAUGGAACGAGAACAGGAAGAACGGGACAAGAUUGAACGAGAGAAGGCAGAGGAGCUCUUACUGGAGCUGAAACGACAGGCAGAUUUGGAGGCGAAGAUUGCAGCUGAAAAGGAGGCGACUUCAAAGACUUUGGCUGAGCUAACUGACAAAUACGGGGCUCCUCAUCUGACUAGGGUUGAUGAGAUAGAUGAAAUGGAACAGUCUGAACAUGCCAUGACUGCUUUGGCUGACUCUGAGGAAGAUCAAUAAUCCUUUUGCUGUAGAUUCCAGAAAUGUCAUGACUUUCUGCGAACACAGAUGAUCCACGUCAAGGAGACUUAG